AUGAAUAUCUAUAUCCCCGGGUCCGAGACACAGAAACUUAUUGUCGCGGAUGGCUAUGAUAUUGGGGAGAAUAAGAACGAAACACAACUGCUACCAUUCAUAUUUGAAGCCCUCCCGCUGGGUUCGAUCAAACCGCAAGGCUGGCUAAGCGAUCAGCUGAAGCUGAUGGCCGAUGGUCUUGCUGGCCACGAGUAUGACUUUUAUCAAAUUGUCCGUCAGAACCCGUGGCUGGGCGGCACUCAGGACUACAGCAAUCUGAACGAGGCUAUGCCCUACUGGUUCAACGGACUGGUUCCGCUCGCCUAUCUGACUCAGGACAAGAGGCUGCUUGAGCAGGUCCGGACAGCCGCAGACUACAUACUCACCCACCAACAGAAGGAUGGCUGGCUCGGACCGGAAACUAAACUUCCUCAAAGAAAUUUCUGGGCUCGGUAUCCCAUGUUCCUGGGAUUGGCACAGAUGGCAGAAGCCGAGGCUGGCACUCCCGUAGCCGAGAGGAUUUUGAAUGCGAUGCAUAAAUUCGUUGACUUGAUGCAUUCAAUGCUGUCUGACAACCUCCAGGGACUGGUGUGGCACGAAGGCGAUGAUUUCAAUGAGCAAUGGGGCCGAUCUCGGGUGGCGGAUAUGAUUUUGGCCCUGCAGUGGCUUUAUGAAAAUAAUCCUAGAGAGAACGGUGACAAGUUGUUUGAGUGCAUGGGAUAUUUUAGGAAGGGCGGACAUGACUGGACUUGGUGGUUCACCGAGGGAAAUUAUAUCAAAGUCGACCUCGACACUGUCCCAAGAGAGGUUACGGACAAGUUAUACCAUUUUGAGCAUGGCGUUAAUGCCGGCCAGGGUUUGAAGGCUCCUGCAGUAAUCAGGAGAUUUACACAUGAUGACAGCCUGCUAGAGUUUGCUCGGAGAGGCGUUAACUGGACGUUCCGUUAUCACGGUGGCCCGUCCGGCGGCAUUAUUGCAGAUGAGCGACUCGUAGGUUUGAGCCCCGUGAGAGGAACAGAGUUGUGUUCGGUCGUCGAGACAAUGUAUUCGCUCAGCUAUCUCUACCAGUCGAUAGGCGACCGGGAUUUUGCAGAUCGAUGCGAACUAGCUGCUUUCAACGCACUUCCUGUUAUGCUUACCCCAGAUUGGUGGGCUCAUCAAUAUAUAGCGCAGGUCAACCAGCCCAUCUCCCACUCAGUCAAGUACUCUCCAUGGUUUAAUGUUGGAUCUCGAGGGCAGACUUUUGGCCUGGAACCCAACUACCCGUGCUGCACAGUCAACCACCAUCAAGGAUACCCCAAAUUCGUAUCCAAUAUGUUCACAAGGUUUGGUUCAGACGCCAUCGUGCACGCACUGCUCGGGCCAGCUGAAGUGACGACCACAACCAAAUCAGGGGUGAAGGUUAACAUCAAAUGUGACACUAACUACCCUUUCGACAAUGUGCUGUACUAUCGGAUCGACACAGCAGGCCCCUUUAAGUUCGCUUUCAGAGUCCCAUCGUGGGUCAACAAUGCAGACUCCAGUGUCUCCGUCGACGGAGCCAGGAGCAAAGGCUUAGACCCACAUCCAACAACAGGAAUACACAGCAUCAACGUAAUGCCUGGUAAACACGUCGUCAUCGUCUCGUUCACUACAUCACCCCGCGUUGAGCCACGAGCUAACGACACUGUCUCAAUCUACCAUGGCUCGCUCCUCUACUCGCUCCCGAUCAGCUCAGAAGUGAGCAGCGUCAAGAGCAAUUACCCAGGCGCCCCGAACAACGUGCAAGAGUACACCAUGCGGCCAACCUCUAAAUGGGGGUUGGCUAUUGAUCCGUCCAAGCUCCAGUUCAACGGUCUCCCCUCCAAUACUCGGCUGCCUAAUCCAGUCUGGGUUGAAAAAGGGACUCAGGUUUCGAUUACUGCGAAAGCUUGUGAGAUUAAAUGGGAACUGACGGAGCCAAAGGAUCAAGGGUAUGCUCCGAAUCCGCCGUCAGCGGGGAAUCGGGAGUGUAUUGGGAAGCCGUUUGAGGUUGAGUUGGUGCCAUACGGAGCUGCAAAAUUGCACAUGGCAGAGCUGCCCACGGUAAAUCUUGCAUAG
This is a messenger RNA of Paracoccidioides brasiliensis Pb18, 2058 nucleotides long. RefSeq lists its product as uncharacterized. Gene Ontology annotation, biological process: carbohydrate metabolic process. The record is from RefSeq and is a predicted model, not a curated record. The transcript has 2 exons. The coding region runs from base 1 to 2058 and encodes 685 amino acids.